ACUGUAUGCUGUAGAAGAAGACCUAAGGAUACCUUGAUCACUACCUCGACCUCACACUAGUACACAAAAACCUAUUCACCACUAUUCACCAUGGCCACUUCCAGUCAAAUGUCAAAGAAGAGGAAGUUCAUCGCGGACGGAGUUUUCCAAGCUGAAUUGGGAGAAUUCUUCACCCGAGAACUCGCUGAAGAACUCUACUCUGGAUGUGAAGUUCGAGUGACUCACGCCCGAACUGAAAUCAUCAUCCGAGCUGCUCACACUCAAGAAGUCCUCGGAGACAAGGGACGACGAAUUCGUGAACUCAAGGCGUUGGUUGAGAAGCGAUUCAAGUUCCCCGAGGGAUCUUUGGAGCUUUACGCUGAGAAAGUCCAAUACCGUGGAUUGUCAGCCGUCGCUCAGGCCGAGAGUUUGAAGAACAAAUUGUUGGGUGGAUUGGCUAUGCGAAGAGCCUGCUACGGUGUCCUUCGAUUUGUCAUGGAGUCCGGCGCUAAGGGAUGUGAAGUUGUCGUCUCUGGAAAACUCCGAGCUGCCCGAGCCAAGUCUAUGAAAUUCACCGAUGGAUUCAUGAUUCACUCUGGUCAACCCGCUCGAGACUACGUCGACUAUGCCGUCAGACACGUUCUGCUGAGACAGGGUGUGUUGGGCAUCAAGGUCAAAAUCAUGCGACCUUACGACCCCGAGGGCAAGAUGGGACCUGCCAAAAACCUUCCCGAUGCCGUCACCCUCGUCGAGCCCAAGGCCGAGGGCACCAUCGAGAUCCGAUCCGAGCACAAGGAGGCUCCUGUUCAACAGAUUCACCAGCAACACCAACAACAGGCUCAACAGGGUCAACAACCUCAGGAAGGCUACUAGGGAGUGUAGAUUGGAUCUGUACGAUAGCAC
Molecule: messenger RNA, 882 nt
Organism: Kockovaella imperatae
Lineage: Eukaryota; Fungi; Basidiomycota; Tremellomycetes; Tremellales; Cuniculitremaceae
Product: ribosomal protein S3
Exons: 5
Coding region: 91-852 (253 amino acids)
Biological process (GO): translation
Cellular component (GO): nucleus; cytosolic small ribosomal subunit
Molecular function (GO): RNA binding; structural constituent of ribosome
Source: RefSeq, a predicted model, not a curated record